ACUAACCACUUCAAAUUUGAUGAUCUACAGUAUCUAGCUAUGAUUUAUAUGGUGGUCGAACGUUUUCUAGAUGAGGAAUAUUAUAAUCAUUUUCCUCUAAUAAUUAUCUGAAUUAAUUUAUAUUCUGCGUAACGUUGACUCUAAAGCCCAAAUUGGGCAGAAAUUCUUCAAUCCAAUUUUUACGCGUUGAACUUCUGAAGAAAGAAUGGAGCUGAUGAGAUUGCUAGAUCAAAAUAAACAAGAAGAAGACGAUCAGAAGAUUCAGAUUCAGCUCAAAAACCUGUACGAAGCAGCAAUGAGCGGAUCGGUGCAGCUCCUAUCGCAAAUCCUAAAGGAAAAUCCGCAAAUUCUCCAAUCGCCGGAGAUCUCCACCACUCCUGAAAAUCCUCUCCACGCGGCGGCGCUCCUAGGCCACCUAGAAUUCGCUAAGAAGCUUCUCAGCGCAAAUCCCGAGCUCUCGAAAUCGGUGAGCUCGAGCGGCUCGUCGGCGCUUCAUCUGGCGGCGGCGAAGGGGGAUGCGGAGAUGGUGAAGGAGCUGGUAUCGGCGGAUUCAUCGAUGUGCGGCGCCCGCGACGGGGAUGGGAGGAAUCUUGUGCAUCUGGCUGCGAUCAAGGGGCGGACGGCGGUGCUGGAGGAGCUGCUGAAGGCGGAUCCGGCGGCGGCGAUUACCGGCGGAGGAGAGAGCUGCUUGCAUCUGUGUGUGAAGUAUAAUCGGGUGGAGGCGAUGAAGGUGAUACUGCAGUUUUUGGAGGGAGGGGAUGAUCGAUUGGUAAAUUGGAGUUGAGAAGAAACAGCUUGAGAUUGUCGAGUAUUUGAUCGAUAACACGAGAAUAGAAAACGGAGCACGAAACGCAGCCGGGUUGACAGCCCUGGAUCUGCUCCUACAAAACCCCGGAGAUUUGAGGGAUUUGGAGGUCAAGCAAUGUCUAGAACAUCAACACAAUGCAGCAUCACAAAGCUCGAAAAAAAGCAUGAAGCCAUCGUCGUCUAAGCUCUCCGCGAAUAUGCAGCCGAAGAAACACAAGCACACGGACUGGCUGGGGCGGAAGAGGAGCGCGUUGAUGAUCGUCGCUUCCCUCACGGCCACCGUGGCAUUCCAAGCCGGCCUCUCCCCGCCAGGCGGAGUCUGGCAGGGAGAUUUUGCUGGCAACCCUAACAGGACGACCCGGGCGGACAAGGCCCACAAGGCCGGGCAGUCCGUGAUGGCCUACACGCUCCCGGACAAGUACGGGCAGUACAUGGUGUUCAACACGAUCGCGUUCCUCGCGUCCCUGAGCAUAAUCUUGCUGCAGGUGAGCGGGCUCCCGAUGAGGCGGAGGAGGUGGAUGUGGACCCAGAUGGUGACGAUGUGGAUAGCGAUAUCGGCCCAGACGCUCACGUACUUUGUCACGUUGAUCAACAUGACGCCCAAGCACGUGGAGAACACGGUGUACCACGUGGCGAGGGUGUCGGUGAUCCUGUGGCUGGUGCUGAUGGCGUUGGUGUUCGUCGGAAAUAUGACGAGGGCGGUGUUGUAUGUGAUGAGGAAGUAUGGGUAUGUUGAGGAGAAGGAGAGAGAGGUGAUUGUAUAUGAGGAGGAAGAGGAUGAGCUUUGAUUGAUGGCUGUAGUUUUAUUAGUUUUCAAGUUUUUUUUUCAUAACACAUUAGUAUUGUUCACGGUCACUGUGCGGAAGCUGCCGCCGCCGGAGCCCAAGAGGCCGAAGGUGAUUGAGGUUAAGGUUGGUGGUUAGGUGCUGUGGAGAAGACUUAAAAGGAAUUGUUAUGUGUGUUUUCGAUUAAAUGUUUGUGAUCAAUAAUUUCGGUUAUUGUGUGUAUUAACCCGAAUUUGAUCCAGAUACUACUCCUAUUUUCGGAAUGUAUAACUGGUCAAAG
Molecule: messenger RNA, 1872 nt
Organism: Salvia splendens (bonfire salvia)
Lineage: Eukaryota; Viridiplantae; Streptophyta; Magnoliopsida; Lamiales; Lamiaceae
Exons: 2
Coding region: 972-1595 (207 amino acids)
Cellular component (GO): plasma membrane
Source: RefSeq, a predicted model, not a curated record